AUGAACAUUCCUGCUCCAGAUGCUGAUGGGGAGUGGUAUUACGAAGUGGAAAUAUUUCAGCAUGACCAAGCAUCUUUCCGUGUGGGGUGGGCAGUUCCCGGAGAUUGCAUGCGUAUGCCGGAUAUGGGACCCUUUCGGCCACUUGGCAGCUUGGAUGAUACUGGCGAAGACGAUAGCCCCACCAAGUUGAGCAUGGUUUCUUCUUUUGCAGCUGCGUGGGUAGUAGAUGUGACAUCCGGACAUAUCUUGCACACGGAUGGUGCCGGGACAUCAAGCAAAGUUGCCUCGCUGCCUGAAGCCAAAGUGUUGGGCUGUGUGGCGAAGAUUCGCUCCGGGACGGGCCAGCUGUUUUUCGUGACGCAGGGAGAUGCCGAAGCCAAGGUGACGGAGGCAUGCAAAUUUGACAUCCAAGGCCGCAGACUUCUGCCGGCAAUCAGCGUUAUGGGAUCCUCUUGGCACUUCCGCGUGAACGUUGGAAACGAGCCCUUCCUGCUGCAGCCAGAGGGGGCAUCUGCGGUGCUCACGGCAAGAACAGGUGAUCCGCCCGGGGUGACAGCAGCACGAAAUGGUCACUGGUCCACUUGCAGGCUUCUCCUUGAUCGUGCAGCGGAUGUAAACGGCAUGGACAGCAUCAGGCGUAGGACCAUGCUGCAUUACUUCGCUGAUCAGGGGCAGGAGGAUGCUGUUAGCUGCUUGAUUCAGCGGCACGCGGACAUUUGGCUACAGGAUUCAGAUGAGCAGGAUGCACUGACGCUGGCGCAGUCAGCGGGGAGCUGCAGGUUGAUUCUCACAGCUGCCGGUGACCGGCUUGCAGAGCUCAUCUCUAGGCCGUCCCGUGGAGGCUGGUUCACUGCUUUGCACCACGCUGCGGAGCAUGGGAAAGCAAUGCUAGUGCGUCUGCUGCUGGAGUGGAGAGCAGAGGUCGAUGGCCCCAUGCCUCAGACUCCCUUGAUCUGGGCCGCAGCACGAGGUCGCAAAGAGUGCGCGGAACUCCUGAUCCGAGGCCGGGCGGAUGUGAGUCGGAGAGAUCAAACGAACCUCGAUGCUCUGUCAUGGGCCGAGAAGGCCUAUGCUUCGAAGUUGGGCGGCUUCGCCAAGCUGCCGCGGGAGCAAUGCGAUGCAUUGCAGAAGGUGACCCUCAACGGGGAUCUCUUCAAGCCUCUCUCUGCAGACUUCCUCGGCUUGGUGUGGCGAUUCAAAUCCUGGUGGACAGUGGAGGGCGGCGUGCUCAUCAUCCACGUCUUUAAACGACAGAUGGCCACCUGGCGAUUCCCUUUCCAUCGCGACACCGGCGGCACGGGCCUUUUCAGGAGAAAUCCGUUCCCCUGGACACCCGCCAUGCGGGAUUCGCCGGGUGGAACGAACAUCUCACACUUGGACACCAACUACGCCAAGGAAGCGCCAAAGGAGGAAGAGCUCGAAGUCAUCCCGGCUGGUCGGCCGGAUCCGCUCCCGGGCGAGAUCUUGCCGGAUGGCAGCGUGCAGGAGGCUGCGCUGGGUGGUAUGUUUGCCCUGCUCCCGGAGGGUCUCGUGUGCACGCCCAACGACCUUUGUCUUGGCAUCACCGCUCAUCAGGAAGACUACUCCGUGAUGAUCGAAGUUCACUUCGAGCGAGAUCGCUAUGAGCGCCUCUGUGCGCGAUAUCCCUUGGAGGCGCUGCUGGCAGCGGAUGUCUGGUCCAACGCAGUCUCGAUCUUCUUCCAGGGCGACCGUAGCAAUCCGAUCCUCUUCGGCGAGCUGAGUGGGCAGGUCAUACCGGAAUCCAGCACCUGGCGCAUGGGCUCUUCAGAUCCAAUGAGGAGGCGGCAAGUUGCCGGAGACAGGUACAGCCCCUGCCUCGUGGUGCGGCUGACCAAGGCGUCCCGCCAUCCCGAUGCCUGGAAGACGGUGUUCAAGGAGACCUGGCAGCACAAGCUGAUGGUCAAGGAGCUCGGGCCUUUCGGCCCGGAGCACUUUGAAGGGAUGAGCGGCGGGAAGACCUACCUGCGCGCAGGCUACAACCUGGAUGAGCCCGACUUUUGGGCCAACGUGGACAACUAUGCCUUCACAACGAUGAAGCAGUCCGGCUACACCUCGGACCGGGUCGUUCUGAAAGCCGCUGCCGUCUUCCGCGGAAAGCUCCGCGGCCGCGGCGCGAAGGCAUUACUAUAG
This is a messenger RNA of Symbiodinium sp. CCMP2456, 2151 nucleotides long. NCBI's taxonomy places the organism in Eukaryota, Dinophyceae, Suessiales, Symbiodiniaceae. The record is from the annotation of a GenBank genome assembly.